Macroventuria anomochaeta is the source of this 1553-nucleotide messenger RNA. Its product is annotated as FAD dependent oxidoreductase. Gene Ontology annotation, cellular component: mitochondrion. The transcript is spliced from 2 exons. Bases 125 to 1345 code for a protein of 406 amino acids. The record is from RefSeq and is a predicted model, not a curated record. Gene Ontology annotation, molecular function: (S)-2-hydroxy-acid oxidase activity; (S)-2-hydroxyglutarate dehydrogenase activity. Lineage: Eukaryota; Fungi; Ascomycota; Dothideomycetes; Pleosporales; Didymellaceae.
AGCAUCGACACAUUGAGCCCGCUGAUUCCUCAUUCCUUGCGUUGUCGUUCCUGUCUGAGAUUCUGUGCACUUCUUCGUUUUCCAGGCCUUGAGCAUCGGGUUUCAAAGCCUAUCGUUACUCGAGAUGAUUGCCACACGUGCCUUCACCAAUACCCUCUUGAAGACAGCUGGAAAUCGGCAGUUCUCGUCGAGCAUAAGAAGGAAUGCAGAUUUCACACAUGCAGUCAUAGGUGGUGGCGUAGUUGGACUGGCUAUCGCACGGAAGCUGCAAGAAAGAGAUGGCGCAUCAACAGUACUGAUAGAAAAGCACGGAUCCGUUGGUACAGAAACGAGUUCGAGAAACAGCGAGGUCAUACACGCAGGACUCUACUAUGGCACCGAUUCGCUUAAGACAAAACUAUGUCUGAGGGGCAAGGAAAUGAUGUACGAGCUUUGCCAAAAACAAUCCAUUCCCCAUCGCAACACAGGAAAAUGGAUCGUAGCGCAAGACUCUACUCAGUUCGAUGCGAUCAGUAAAGUCCACGACUUCGCCUCCAGCGUUGGCGUGCCAACACGCUUUCUCUCCACCAAAGAAGCUAAAGAACGAGAGCCAGACGUCCGCGCUGAAGCAGGCGUACUGGAGAGCUCAUCAACCGGAAUUGUCGACUCUCACAGCCUGAUGCAGUUCCUCGAAGGUGACUUCGAGAACAAGGAUGGCGUGUGCGCGUUUCAGAGUGAGGUAGUAAACGUGCAACCUGUAGAUGCUGGACGUGGAGGAUGGGAAAUCACGACCAAGAGCCCCGAUGGCGCGGAGACAACGAUCACGGCUGAGACUAUCAUCAAUUCUGCAGGACUGUAUGCUGUGGCGAUAUCGAAUAUGAUCUUGCCCGAAAACAGGCAAAGGAAAGCCUUCUACGCAAAAGGAAGCUACUUCAGCUACUCGUCCUCGCGCCCGAAACCCAGCACCCUGGUCUAUCCAGCCCCUGUUCCUGGCCAUGGUGGGCUAGGCACGCAUCUCACACUCGACAUGGGUGGCCGCGUCCGCUUUGGACCGGAUGUGGAGUGGACCGAAUCGCCGACCGACUACACUCCUAACAGCAAGAACCUCAAGGCUGCAAUCGACGACAUCCAGACGUACCUGCCCGGCAUUGAUAGGGAUGCCAUCGCACCAGAUUACGUUGGCAUACGACCGAAGCUGGGCAGACUGGCGGCAACAAGUGGCAAGGACUUUCAGGACUUCUACAUUGUAAAGGAAGAGGGGUUUGAGGGGUUCGUGAAUCUCUUGGCCAUGGAAAGUCCGGGGCUCACGAGUAGCCUGGCGAUUGCGGAGGAGGUAGAGGGAUUGUUAUACAGACAGUUGAAUUGACAGGGUACCUCCGUAGUGCCAGAAGUAUCAAUACCUCCAGGCUGCGCUUUCGACCACGUCUCAGAGGAUACAACUGCUAGAAAGUUUAUUUGUUGAUACGGAUCAGGUAUAUCGACCCGAUAGGCCUCCGCACAACCUUUGUCCUAUUUUGAAAUGUAGUAGUGGAAGAUCUGCUAUACAGCUAGACGGCGUUCGAGAGGCGAGUUAG